Messenger RNA from Vitrella brassicaformis, 1512 nucleotides. The record is from the annotation of a GenBank genome assembly. Lineage: Eukaryota; Vitrellaceae.
GUCAAUCCCCAUCCAUCCAUCCAGCCAGCCAUCCAUUCUCCAUCAUGAGUUCUUGCUCUCCUUCACUCAUGAGUCCUCUGCUCUGUUGGCCAGGUUCCUCGCCUGCCUGUGAGCGGUGACGAAGGGAACGGGGCCGUUCGUGCUCCUCCGCGGGGCCGUUUGCGGCGGCCUCGGCACGCAGCCACACCCACACACGGGCUGUGCUGCCGGUGUGUGUGGGGGCGGGCGGGAGGGUGGGAGGGGACAGGGCGGAAGGUGCAUGGUCGUGCUACGUCUGCUGCCUGGCUGGGGGCGGGGUGGCGGUGUCAAGGCCAAAGACGCGCCAGAGGGAGGCGACAGUGGAUAUUCCGCCGGGGGAGGGCUGGCCAGGCCCGCAUGGUGGUGGUGUGCCUCGGUAAGAGGCGACUCAGGACCGAUACCUGGAUGUAUACGAGAAACACAGACAGACAGACAGACAGGGAUGCAUCGAUGAACGCACUGACUGCAUCAGGUGAGUGACUGCCUGCCUGACGUACCGGCGGACUCGUCAGCCGGUCCAGUGCCAGUCCCCUUGGCCCCUCCCAGCUCAGCGGCGCGUCGCUUCUUGUCCCUCCGCUGCUUCCUGCUCUUGGGUUUCUUGCCGCGCGGCAGACACAGGUGGCAGUGGUCGCACAACUUGCCCUUCCAACAACCACGCUUCGUACCAAACCAAUAACACCUGACGUAUGGAUGGAUGGAUGGAUGGAUGGAUGGAUGCCGAGUCUCUGCCAGUGGUGUGUGCUGAAUCGUGUGUCGUGUCGUCGGCGUACCGUUUGUUAGGGCAGGAUGGUGUGUCUCUGUGCGACAUGCUGCCGAUGUUCAGAACGGUCCCGCGCAGACGUCCCUCAUACUGUGAGGCGGGGCAGCUGCGCGCCCGUCGCACUGCCGUCCCCUCGCCGGCCUCAUCCAGCCCCUCCCUCGCAGCGUCCGCGCUGACACUCAGCCCGCCCGGCCCACCAUUGUCCUGAUACAUUGGCGCACUCGCCGCUCUGAAUGGCAUCCCGCCGCGAGCAUAAUCACGACGACCGCCUCCCUGCUGCUGUUGCUGCUCAGCCUGCUGUAGUUCGUGUGGUCCUUCAUCGAUGUGUGGGAUCAAAGGCGGCUUGGUUGGGAAGUGGAUGAAUGUGUGCUUGGUGGGGAACUCGGUGAACCGAUGGCCGGGCGGGGAGAGGUGCAGCGGAGGUGUGGGGCCGGGUUCCUCAUCCGGCUCAUCUCCCCAAGAGGAGGGCGGCGAGGUGGCCUCACUCGCCGGGAGCGGCGUGAUCGCCACCUCAAAUGCGGCAGCGGUUGUGCGUGUUGGACACGGCAUGCUGGCCCGACGCAGUGCCAUCUGCCGCACAACAAGGGUGGUGCUGCGGCUGCGAACACACAACAUACGCCAGAUCAGAUAAUCACAUCAGUGAGGCCAUGUGCGGCAUAUCUUACCUGUGAGGCGAUGUGUGCCGUUGAAGGCAUCUUGAGAGCCCUCGACAACGAGGGAAAGGAGCCCUGCCU